Mesocestoides corti is the source of this 456-nucleotide messenger RNA. The record is from the annotation of a GenBank genome assembly. NCBI's taxonomy places the organism in Eukaryota, Metazoa, Platyhelminthes, Cestoda, Cyclophyllidea, Mesocestoididae.
AUGAUUCUCAGAGUGGCGUUGGUUGCUGGUUUAACAAUAGCUCUGGUCCUCUUCAUACUCUCGCUUUCCAUUAGCGGAUGGCCUUGCGGUGGCCUCUUUGAGCAGUGUCAGGACCCGAGUUUGGUUACUCCAAGUCUCAUCUACGACUACCACGUGGUCGGUGGGCUGCUCGUGGUGGCCGCCCUCGCGUCGUUCGUUAGCCUGGUGCUGGCGAUGUGUGCGCUCCGCAGAAAGCGCUUCCGGAACCUCCUGGUGUCGGCAGUCUGGUGCUUUGUUGCCUUCACAAUGAGCUUCACAGCAGAGAUCUACUUCCACACAAAGUCCUACAAUGACUGGUCGGCGUUUAUUGCGACAAUUGCCAUGGUCCUGAGCUUCUCGUGCUGCGUCAUCAAAGUGGCCCGAAUGUGUACAUUGAAGUCAAGUCCGGUGAACGUUUUUACUCCGAUGGAACCGUGA